GGAUCAUACAGAGCACCUAGAACUUUAGUGUGAACAAUCGGUACAGUUAUCCUUAUAUUAAUGAUGGCUAUUAAAAAUAUGUGGCCAAAUUUAUUGUUGGUAUCUCGAGUUAAAGAUAAUGAUAACAUUAUUUCUCCUACUUUACCUUUUAAUAAAAGUAGAACCAUAGCUAUCCGUAGAAUAGGUCCUCAUAACAUUGAUGUAUUAUCUAUAAUAAUAUGUGGUAUGUUGGGUGAUUGAUGAGGUAACAAGAUAAAAGGU
Molecule: messenger RNA, 261 nt
Organism: Aplosporella prunicola CBS 121167
Lineage: Eukaryota; Fungi; Ascomycota; Dothideomycetes; Botryosphaeriales; Aplosporellaceae
Exons: 1
Coding region: 64-240 (58 amino acids)
Source: RefSeq, a predicted model, not a curated record